Diaporthe citri is the source of this 2574-nucleotide messenger RNA. RefSeq lists its product as uncharacterized. Bases 1 to 2574 code for a protein of 857 amino acids. Gene Ontology annotation, biological process: actin cytoskeleton organization. The record is from RefSeq and is a predicted model, not a curated record. NCBI's taxonomy places the organism in Eukaryota, Fungi, Ascomycota, Sordariomycetes, Diaporthales, Diaporthaceae. The transcript is spliced from 2 exons. Gene Ontology annotation, molecular function: actin binding; small GTPase binding.
AUGGCUGCUAUCCACAAAGGGGACUACAAUUUCUCGGAACGGCGACAGCAGUUCGAGCAAAACAAACCGACUGGGGGUCUGCGAUCGUUUCUCCACAGGCGCAACAACUCGGACGGCGUCAACCUCUUCUCCACCUCACCCAAAAAUACUCCUUUGGCGAGCAAUCAGGGACACCAGGGAAGUCGUAGCGGCGAGGACCAUCAGCCAACCGCCAUGGCAUUCCCGAAGCUCACAGUUGGCACCGAAACUCCUGAGCCGCGGCACUCACCAACCAGGGCAAAUCGAGAAGGCGCCGAUACAAACACCAACUCGAACGACAGACUGCAGCCCCCAGCAUCUCCCACCAAAUCUGGACUGGGUACUUUCUCUUCGAGGUUCUCCAAGGACAAAGGCACCAGAGACGCUUCGCCACCCAAGAAGACCCGGUCUUCAACUAACAUUGUUGGCCUGCUGUCUCGCCCAAGGUCGAACAAGAACCUGAAGUUGGACUUGGAGCAACAAGUCAAGAACAAGGAAAACAGGAAGCCGUCAGAUCCGAGCGCAGCCGACUCUCCCCAAACUCCAAUCUUCGCCCAGAUGCGCAGCAGAGGCUUCGGUCAAGCAGUUUCGGUCCCCAGCUCCCCCUACGAGUCGCCUGCCGACCCCUUCACCUCGACUAGUCUGCUGAACCUCAACCAUUCACUUCGUCCAUCCCAAUCAAACGUGGCACCUGGACAGAAGCAGAGACCUAAGUCGUUUCAGCCUCAGUACCUCUCUAAGCCCGAUACCGCCCAGAUGGAUGACAAGAAGGAGAGCCGUGGACGGAUGAGACACGAUGAGCCCAAUGAUGGCAAUCGCGACUCGACACGGAAAGGACGCUCCAAAUCGCGCAACAGAGUCUUGUCGGCCCUGACAACAAGAGGAGGACGGAAGUCGAAGUCACCCUCACCGCCAUCCCAGGACGCGAGCGAGCCAUAUAUCGACCCCAAAGAAAUUGACAAGCACCUGGAGGCUAUGCUUGACCGGCGGAACAUCCCAGAGAAUCAGAGACACAAGAUGCGAAGUCUGACCGAUACGAUCAAGAUGGAAUUCAUCAGGCAGGAUUGGGCGGAGAAUGAGGGGAAGAAUCUGGUCAGGCCACAGACCAACGAUAGUGACGACUCUACUUCGGUUACCGGCAAUACAUCUGUGCAUGACAAUGAUAAAAAGCAGUCGCGUGGGAGGAGCUUCACGCUUUCACGAAACAGCUGGAAGCUUGGGACCUCGCCGUCCAAGGGCAAAAAGAAGGACGCUUCGAUCCGAGGACACACCCGGAAUAAGUCGGCGGACAGUACCAUCAGUGAAAGGCCUUCCUCUUCGGGCGGCUCGUAUGCUGGCAAUGGAAUCAUUGCGAAGAUCACCGGCCAGCAACCCUCUGAUUUUGUGAACUAUCUGCGCAAGGUUCAGAAGCCAGAGUCCGUGGAGGUUGGCAAGCUUCACAAACUGCGCCUGCUGCUCCGAAACGAGCGGGUCGCGUGGACCGAAGAUUUCGUGAAACAAGGUGGUAUGCAGGAAAUCGUCGGUCUACUUCACCGGAUCAUGGCAGUUGAGUGGAGGGAGGAACAUGAGGACGCUUUACUCCAUGAGAACCUGCUUUGCCUAAAGGCACUGUGCACAACCGCUUUGGCCUUGCAGUAUCUCCACUCCAUUCAAGACACCCUCUUCCCUGCUCUAAUCGGUAUGGUAUUUGAUCCGGAGAAGAAAGGUCCCAGCGAAUUCACCACACGAAACAUCAUUACAUCCGUGCUUUUCACCUACAUCCAAAGCGGCACCCCUCAGGAGAGGGUGACAAGGGCCAAGACUGUUCUGUCUUACCUCCGUGAUCCACAGGCCAAGGAGGAAGAACGGCCAGUUGAUUUUGUGCUCGGGAUGAGGCGAGAGCGGCCCUACCGCGUAUGGAACAAAGAGGUCGUCAAUGUCACGAAGGAAGUCUUCUGGAUCUUCCUUCAUCAACUCAACGUCGUCGCCUUGCCAGCAGGGCACAAGUCGUCCGAGGACAUCAGGACCACAGCCAACCAAACGGAUGCAGCCGCGCCUACCAGAACCGUACAAGGGACAAGCACAGCAACCAACACGGAUCCGUACGCCUACAUGAUUCGUCAUUUCCCACAGGAGCGGCCUCCUGUUCCAGCUGCCCCAUAUGUCGGUGGCGUCGAAUGGGAUGCUACGAAUUACCUAGCAUCGCAUUUGGACAUCAUCAAUGCCAUUCUGGCGUGUACGCCAACACAGGCCGAGAGAAAUGCUCUACGUGAGCAGUUCCGCAUCUCGGGCUGGGAGCGUUGCCUUGGAGGUAGCCUGCGCCUCUGCAAGGAGAAAUUUUAUCCUGCUGUGCACGAUGCUCUCCGCAACUGGGUUGCAGCGGCAGCGGAUGAUAGCUGGGACGUGAGAGAUGUACGAUUCGGCCCACCUGCCGAAUCACGCAGCUCAUCACCCAAGAAGCCUGCCGCUGGGGCCCCUGCAUCACCAAAGAAGAAAUUGUUAGAGGAGCCUCCACCACGAUUGGAGAUGCCGAAGCUGGACUUCAUGCUCGACGGGCCGCUAUCCGCUGCCCCCUAG